AUGAUAGUAUUUUUUGAAAUACCGACCUAUCUAUCUAUCUAUCUAUCUAUCUAUCUAUCUAUCUAUCUAUCUAUCUAUCACAAGAUAUACUUACUAAAAAUUACACAAAAAAUCUAUAUAUUCUCUAUCUAUAUAUUCUCACGCAUACCUGACUACUUAUCCAUCUAUCUCAGUGCAUCAAACAGUCUAACUCUUUCUCUAUCUCUCACUCUCUCUCUCUCUCUCUCUCUCUCUUUAUAUAUCAUACCUACCUACAUACCGACCUAUCUAUCCAUCUAUCUCAGUACAUCAAACUGUCUAACACUUUCUCUCUCUCUCUCUCUCUCUCUCUCUCUCUCUCUGUGUCUUUCUCUCUCAUUCUCUGUCUCUGUCUUUCUCUCUGUCUUUCUUUUGUUGUUGCUAUCUAUGUUGAUUUAUUUAUCUCUCUUUUACCUAUCUAUCUCUGCUGAUAUCUAUGCCUGUCAAUAUCUAUCUAUAUUGAUAUCAUUCUAUCUCUGCUCAUAUCUGCCUAUCAAUCUAUGUAUUAUAUCUGUUGAUAUCUAUGUUGACACCUUUUUAUCUAUCUAUCUAUCUAUCUAUCUAUCUAUCUCUGUUGAUAUCUAUCUAUCUAUCUAUUUAUAUCUGUUGAUAUCUACGUAUCUCUUUUGA
Acanthosepion pharaonis is the source of this 648-nucleotide messenger RNA. Lineage: Eukaryota; Metazoa; Mollusca; Cephalopoda; Sepiida; Sepiidae. The record is from the annotation of a GenBank genome assembly.